AUGGAAAUAAUCGAUCGAUGUAAGAAAAACUUCAGUCGAAUGGGCAUUCCACGAAAAAUCAUUACCGAUUCAGCUAAACAGUUCACCAGCCAAGAGUGGAUAGGAUUCGUACGUGAUUAUGGCAGCACACAUGCAACUAGUGCCCCAUACCAUCACGAGUUCAAUGGAAAAGCUGAAUCUGCAAUUAAAAUUGCGAAGAACAUCAUCAAGAAAGCGUUGAAAGAUGGAAAAGAUAUUUGGUUAGCUUUGUUGGACUGGAGAAAUACACCCCAGUUAGACGGUUACACACCGUCACAAAAGGCGAUGGGAAGAAAGACGAGAAGUAUUCUUCCUGUCACGAGUUGCCAGCUUCAAUUACAAAUGGUAGAUACGCAGAGAGUUAGGGAUGGAAUAGAGCUCCGUAAGGUGAAGUCGAAAUUUUAUCAUGAUCGGAAGGCUCAAGAGCUGCCAACGCUGGUGAAAGGACAAGAGGUGUUCAUUCAGUUAAAGCCAGAGAAAACAUCCGAAUGGACACGUGGAAAGAUAACAGAGGUGUUGAAUGACAGGGACUACCAAGUGUCAGUCAACGGUGGAAUCUAUCGCCGAAACAGAAAAUACCUUCGUGAUGCGUACUCUACAACACCAUCAGAUGAAACAGUACUUCAACAAUCCGGUAAACAAAACGAUGAUAAGCUAAAUGCUUUUACCAACAUAUCAGAAGACAGCUGGAAUCCAGUCUCAAGCACUCCGAAGCCAGAAAAUCGAACCUCACCAGCGAAUUCAUCAAUACAGCCACGAAUGCCGCAGUCUACUACGCAGAAAUCACCACCAGAAAAUCCAUCCUAUGAUAAGGAGAGACCACAUCGAACGGUACGCCGACCGAUCAGAUUCGAUGAUUAUGAGGUAGGAGAUGUUUUUAUUAAUGAAGGGGAGAUGUUACAAUGA
Topomyia yanbarensis is the source of this 924-nucleotide messenger RNA. RefSeq lists its product as uncharacterized. The transcript has a single exon. NCBI's taxonomy places the organism in Eukaryota, Metazoa, Arthropoda, Insecta, Diptera, Culicidae. Gene Ontology annotation, biological process: DNA integration. The coding region runs from base 1 to 924 and encodes 307 amino acids. Gene Ontology annotation, molecular function: nucleic acid binding. The record is from RefSeq and is a predicted model, not a curated record.